UUUCAUGUUUUUUUUCAGAUUAUUAAUUAAUGUUUUUAUUUUGUUGACUGGUGCGAGGGUUAAUUACUAGUUCGUGGCAAAAUCUGAAUCUAGAAAGAUAAAUGGCUGAAUCUGGUGGUGUAUCCGACGACAGUAAAGAAAAGGCCGAACAGUUCAAGAAUGACGCGAACGAGCAGUUUAAAGCUGAACAUUAUGGUCAAGCGAUAGAACUGUACACCAAGGCAAUUGAGUUGAACCCUAAUAAUGCCGUAUUCUAUGCUAACCGUUCUAUCUCCUAUCUUCGAACAGAAUGUUUUGGAUACGCUCUCACAGACGCGUCCAAAGCUAUCGAGGUUGACAAGAAUUAUUUGAAAGGGUAUUAUCGGAGAGCAAGUGCUUACAUGUCGUUAGGAAAAUACAAACUGGCUCUUAAAGAUUACGAAGGAAUAUACAAGCAUAGACCUACAGAUAAAGAUGCAAAGUUAAAGUUUACAGAAUGUAAGAAAAUUGUUCAACAGAUGGCUUUCCAGAAAGCGAUAGCUGUUGAGGAGAACAAGGUAUCUGUUGCGGAUAGUAUAGAUGUUGAGAGUAUGCAGGUGGAAGACAAGUAUGAUGGUCCUAAGCUACAAGAUGGCAAGGUUACUCUACAGUUUAUGCAGGAUUUGAUGGAGUGCUACAAGAACCAAGGAAAACUACACAGAAAAUACGCGUUCCAAAUCCUACUGGACAUCAACCAGUAUUUCAGUAGUCAACCUACCUUAGUAGAUAUUUCAGUUCCUGACGAUGGUAAGUUUACCGUAUGCGGAGAUAUUCACGGUCAGUUCUUUGAUCUGCUAAAUAUAUUCAAGCUUAAUGGACUUCCGGGACAUGACAAUCCUUACCUUUUCAACGGUGACUUUGUAGACAGAGGAUCGUUCAGUGUCGAGUGUAUUUUUGUCCUUUUCGGGUUCAAACUCCUUUAUCCAAACCAUUUCUUUAUGUCUAGAGGAAACCAUGAAAGUGAAAACAUGAACAAGAUGUACGGGUUCGAGGGUGAGGUGAAGGCCAAGUACUCGGCCAACAUGUGUGAUCUCUUUACCGAGGUUUAUAACUGGUUGCCUCUCUGUCAUUGCAUCAAUAAAAGGGUUCUAGUCAUGCACGGAGGAUUGUUCAGUAAGGACGACAUUAAGCUGGAUGAUAUAAGAGCUACAGAGAGGUAUUAUACUGAUGAAAUUAAAUACGUUUUCUUCCAUACCUUCAUGUCAAUUAAACAGCCGAUGUACGGCAGAUCUCCCAGUAAACGUGGUGUGGGAUGUCAGUUCGGUCCAGACGUGACUCGUAGAUUUCUAGAGAACAAUAAUCUGGAUUAUAUCAUCAGAUCUCAUGAAGUCAAGGAUCUCGGCUACGAGGUGACCCAUGACGGAAAGUGUAUAACUGUAUUCAGUGCACCCAACUACUGUGACACUAUGGGGAACAAAGGAGCCUUUAUUGUACUCAAUGGGAAGGAAAUGCUCCCAAAAUAUACCACUUAUGAAGCUGUACCUCACCCUAAUGUGAAACCAAUGGCCUAUGCAAACUCUCUUCUAAGUUUAUUCGGUUGAGAACGUUCUCUUGUCUCUUGUUCAGAUCAGGAGAAGGUUCUGUCGUCUCUUGUUCAGCUUAGGAGAAGGUUCUCAAAUCUCUUGUCUCUUGUUCAACUCAGGAUUAAUCUACUUCCUGUUAAACCUAUGUUUAACUCCAUACAUCUACUAAUCUCUUACCUUCCCAGUUCAUCAACUUCACUACAACCACAAGAUAACCUCAACUAUACUCUUAAGGAUUUUAUCUAUUCUUUUAACCUACAUCCAAUAAGACUACAUGGUUUCAUUCACUAAACCUAGAUGAUAUACUCCUAAACAUGAGGUUACCUGCACUAAAUACCUAAGGUUACCUCAACUAAACCUGCAGGCUUGUCUACAAGGUUCCAUAACAAGUACCUACUCACAAAAU
Eurytemora carolleeae is the source of this 1947-nucleotide messenger RNA. It is a transcript of the gene PpD3, whose product is annotated as serine/threonine-protein phosphatase 5. Bases 102 to 1559 code for a protein of 485 amino acids. Gene Ontology annotation, cellular component: cytosol; nucleus. The transcript is spliced from 14 exons. The record is from RefSeq and is a predicted model, not a curated record. NCBI's taxonomy places the organism in Eukaryota, Metazoa, Arthropoda, Copepoda, Calanoida, Temoridae. Gene Ontology annotation, molecular function: protein serine/threonine phosphatase activity; protein binding.